AAACCAUCUGCGUCUUUCGGGUUAUACUUCUGUCGAGUUCUGGUUUUGAUCGUCCUCACUUGCCGUCGGUUUCAGCACCUCGGAACGUCUUCACCGGAACAUUACUGUCUUUCGGAUUCUUUAGUGAAAGCACAGAGUAACUCCACAUCCAAACUUCAUCAUGUCUCAAGCAAACCAAGGUCCCAGCUAUGGUAUGUCAGCCCACAUCAAGAAGAAGCUUGAGGGCAAGAGAGACCACGAACAGGAGGCUGAAAUGCUCAGAUUCAUCAAAGAAAUGACACACGAAGACUUCGACAUGGAACACCCCGAGGGUCUUAAAGACGGAAAGGUCCUCUGCAAAUUAAUAAACGGUCUUCUAGACGAUGGCUGCAAAGUGAAAUACGACCCAGGAAACUCUACAUUCAAAAUGAGGGCAAACGUGGAGUCUUUCAUCGACGGAUGCAAAAAGUUUGGUCUUAAGGAGCAAGAACUUUUCCAGGUGAACGACCUGUUCGAGGCAAAGAACGUCUGCCAGUUCACGCAGUGCAUCUACGCUAUUGGUCGCAGAUUGCAAAUGGACCCCAACUACACUGGCCCAAUUUUGGGUCCCAAACAGUCAGCCGAAAACAAAAGACAUUUCACACAGGAGCAGAUGGACGCUGGUAAACACAUGCACUCCCUUCAGAUGGGCUCCAACAAGGGCGCCUCCCAGGCCGGGCAGAACUUCGGUGCGCCCCGGCAAAUUAUCAACAAGACAGAUGACUAGACACAUUUCGCUCUGUAAUAUUAAUAUUAUCAGUUUUUAAGUUUUUAAAAACUUGCUAACAUCGGGCUAAAUAUAUGUUUCGUUUAAUUAUUUUCUAUCUCUUCUUUAAUUUAUGAUUAUGAUUUCUUCGGGCGGGAACUUAUAUAGGACGACGUAGAACUAAUAUGGUGUUAUAGAAAUCUAACUUGUACUUAUCCAAGUUGUAGAAACAAACUGCGUGUGGCGGUAUAAACAGCAGACAUGCAACAUGAGAACAAAACCAAAACAACCCUGUGAUAUAAUGGGCGAAUCCAAAUGAAUUAUUCAUGAGGGCAUGAAGAACCAGCCAAUCUCCUUAUCGAGUUAUCCUUGAAUAAUUUGACUAUGCAAUUGCAUGUAAAAUUGUGUCUUAAGCAUUUUUGUACAAACACAAAACUGUCACUGCCAGGGUUAUGAUGAAAUUCUGUGUUACAAACAAAACAGCUUAUCUCCUCAACAACAACAACAACAACAUGUUUACAAAGACGUAUGCACACGUCUGUUACUGUUUAGCAUGAUUUUCAAGUACCAAAUCGAAUGAUUGGUUUUGUUAAUUUUGAUUGUUUGAUAUUGCACUAAAUGUUUGAAUGCACGAACAAAAGCAGGGAACAUGUUCAACUCAAAUAAAGAAAUCUAAUAUGGAGUGAGACAGUCAAGUUUCCUGCGACGAUAUCACAGUUUUUGACUCCAGGAAAAAAAUAGAAGUUGUAUCGAAAACACACAUUUUAUAAAAGCAAUAUUAUAUGGAUUGUACCUCUAAAAGUAUUUGUAAUAGUUAAUAAUAUAGAAUAUAAAUAUCUAAAUAUUGGCUUCAAUGGAACCGGUGAGCUUUGUAGAAUUUUCAUAAUUACUUAUAGACUGAUGACAAGGUAAUCUAACUUAGCAUGUCUUUAAAAAAGCACGAAUUUAUUGUCUCUUUGAGAAAAUCUGUUGUUUUUCAUUUUCCCAUAGUUAUUGAAUAACAACUUAUUCUUCACUGACUUUUAUAAAUAGUCGGACGUAUAAUAAUGGACAAAAUUAAUACUAUGUAACACUCCAAGUGCUUUACUCUGUCAAAAAAAGAUAUAUUAUAAAAAUGUGUUGUUCUUUAUAAUGAAACCAAACAAAUGCAUGCCUUUGUAUAUGAUUAUGCUCUAACUGUGAACGCUAAUGCAUUGGGAGAAAAAAACCUUAUGUAACACGCUGUAGUAAUCUGUCUUGUUUUUUGCUAGCAAUAAAAAUAAAUCGCUCUUAAAAAAAAA
Molecule: messenger RNA, 2004 nt
Organism: Asterias rubens (European starfish)
Lineage: Eukaryota; Metazoa; Echinodermata; Asteroidea; Forcipulatida; Asteriidae
Product: myophilin-like
Exons: 5
Coding region: 161-745 (194 amino acids)
Molecular function (GO): protein binding
Source: RefSeq, a predicted model, not a curated record